AUGUGGAUUAUAGAAACGAACAUUGCACGGAAUUCGGAUUUGUUCAAGGCCAUGGUGUUCACGCCGAUGUCUACUGCUGUAAAUGCAGUAGCACAGCUUGUGACCGAUCAAUCAUUGACAGGAAAGGUCGUGGAAUUACUUGGUGAGCAUGUCAGCUUUGCAGAGCCCCCGGCCUAUGUGGAUGAGGCCACGGGUUAA
Messenger RNA from Aspergillus chevalieri, 198 nucleotides. RefSeq lists its product as uncharacterized. Bases 1 to 198 code for a protein of 65 amino acids. The transcript has a single exon. NCBI's taxonomy places the organism in Eukaryota, Fungi, Ascomycota, Eurotiomycetes, Eurotiales, Aspergillaceae. The record is from RefSeq and is a predicted model, not a curated record.